UACUGAAGAAUCUUCAUGAGUUGCAUCUUGGGAGUAAUUACUUAUCUGGGGAUUUUCCCUCGUGUAUCCAAAACAUGUCCUCUUUGCAAACUCUUGAUCUGUCAAGGAAUCAUUUUAGUGGAAAGAUCCCAAAGUUUCUCUCAACCCUUAAAUACUUGGAGUACUUGGACCUCUCUGACAACCAUUUCGAAGGCAAGAUGUCUUUGAUUUCUUUGGCUAACCAUUCAAAACUUCAUGUUUUACGACUUUCUAGAAACAACUUAGAAGUCCAAUUGGGAGAUUCAUCAUGGCGACCCACAUUUCAGUUCCAAACUUUGGGCUUACAAGGUUGCAAAUUGAACAAAACAUUCGGAAGUUUUUCAGACGAAUUCUGGUCUCGUCAAAGCAAUCUUAGUUACCUUGACCUCUCCGAUAAUAACCUGUUUGGGGCUUUCCCUUCUCGGUUGCUUAAGACCAACUACAACCUUAUUACUUUGUCCCUGGCAAACAACUCUUUUACAGGAGGCCUUCACUUACCUCAAUCCACUAAUUUGUCAUUAAAUAUUUUUGAUAUCUCCAACAACAAUUUCAACGAUAAGCUGCCUGAAAAUAUAGGUACGGUGUACCCCAAUAUCGCAUUUCUAAACUUCUCAGGAAACCAUUUUGAAGGGCGUAUACCAACCUCAAUUGUUCAGAUGUGGGGAAUAUACAGCUUAGAUUUGUCAAACAAUAACUUCUCUAGGAAAGUGCCAAGAAAAAUUCUUAGUGAUUGUAAGUUGUUGGGAUUUCUGGGGCUAUCAAACAACAAAUUGGAAGGGGAUAUAAUACCAGAGGAUAUGAACCUUCCAACCUUGCAGUGGUUGAAGCUAAACAACAAUUACUUUGGAGGAAGAAUAAACGAAGCCCUUCGAAAAAGCUCUUCUUUAUUCUACUUGGAUAUAUCCAACAACAAUGUAAGUGGUCGUCUUCCUUUUUGGAUUGGCAACUUCUCUGGUUUGGGUACACUGUCAGUAUCACAAAACAAUCUGAAAGGUCAUAUUCCAAAGGAAAUUUGCAGAAUUGGUAAUUUAUAUUUAAACCUCUCACAAAAUAACUUCAGUGGACCUAUACCUUCAUGCUAUAACUCUUGUCAAUUCUCCCAUUUGCAUCUGCAUAGUAACAGUCUGACAGGAGAAAUACCAGAUUCUCUAUCAAACUGCUCACAGUUACAAAUACUUGAUCUGAGGAACAAUCAACUUUCGGGUAAGAUUCCGUUGUGGAUGGAUAAACUUUCGACCCUUACAGUACUCUUGUUAGCUGGAAAUAAUCUAUACGGAUCAAUCCCCCAACAAUUGUGUCAGGCAAGUAAUAUUCAUAUAUUAGAUCUCUCGCGCAACAACUUACAUGGAGUAAUACCCAUUUGUUUUGGGAAUAUGUCUUUCGGGAGUGAUUCUUCAACUGUUGGAAAUAAUCUCUACGCUGGUAGUUAUCCUGAUGGUUCACAGUUUAAAUACUAUGCUAUACCCGAACAAGUGGAAUUUUCAGAUAAGAACCAGCGUCUGUCCUAUAUGGGUAUCAAUCUAAUUCUUAUGUCGGGAUUGGAUUUGUCCUGCAACAAGCUUACUGGUGAGAUACCACCCCAAUUGGGUGACUUAAAACAGAUCCAGUCCUUGAAUUUGUCCCACAACUUGUUAUCAGGAUCAAUCCCAAGUAGUAUUUCAAACUUGCAAGAAAUCGAAAGCUUAGACCUAUCCUACAACUAUUUGAGCGGUACAAUCCCAUCCCGUCUUGUCGAGCUCAACUUCAUAGAGAUUUUUAAUGUGUCAUACAACAACUUAUCUGGGAGAGUGCCCCAAACAGGACAGUUUGCAAGCUUUGAUGAGCGUAACUAUUUGGGGAAUCCAAGACUUUAUGGGUAUCAUCAAGUGAAUGUGUUGGUGAUCAUGAUGAUCAUACUGAUCACUUACUGCAAACUGAUGAAGAAUGUCAGUUAAAGAAUUAGUUACAA
Molecule: messenger RNA, 1966 nt
Organism: Spinacia oleracea (spinach)
Lineage: Eukaryota; Viridiplantae; Streptophyta; Magnoliopsida; Caryophyllales; Amaranthaceae
Product: receptor-like protein 15
Exons: 1
Coding region: 75-1952 (625 amino acids)
Molecular function (GO): protein binding
Source: RefSeq, a predicted model, not a curated record